UUGGGGACAAAAUAAAUUAUACGAUGAAAAAUAUGGGUAUAUUAUCCACCUCAUACUGUGAUAAGUAUGAGUAGGAAGUAAACCACUCACGUUUUGCCACUAUGGCCUAUGACUCACACCUCUCAAUCUUACUCACCAAAAUAAAACUCCUUUCCCUAAGUUAUAUAAUCUGUAAGAGUACUUCCUCUACUCUUUCCUUCAUACCAUUAUCACCUUCUUCAUAGCUUCUCAAAGAAACACAAAGCUGAGAUCAAACUGCACCUUUAUUUCUUCAUAAAGUGGAACAAAAGUCUGAAAUUUUACCAAUCUUCAUCUUCUCAAAUUAAUGGUGUAAGUAAAUCUAAGUAAAAGCUAUUGUAGAAGAAGGAUGACACAUCUAAUUAUCACCAUCUCUAUCUCUUUUGUGUAGGAGUUAGCUCUGUGGUGGAAAGAAUGCCUACAUGUAUUAUGUGUUACGGGCGAGGCGAUGACUUCUUUUGGAAAUACAUUUUGUAAAUUAGUUAUUAGUAAAUUAAAUAGUAAUAAUUUCAUAAUAUUUUGUAAAUAGUAUUUACUUAGUUAGGUAAAAAGUUUUAAAUAAGUCUGAUAUUAGUUUGCUGUGAUCAUCGAAUCACAGGUCGGAUUCAAUCCAGACCACUAUAAGUCUUCCGCUGUGUUGUGGACAGUAUUAUUAUACUGUUUACGUUAGUCUGGGCUGUUUCAAUGGCAUAGAGAGAGUGACCUACAAUGCUAUGAGCAUAAUAGAUUUUGACCCAAAUGACUUUGAAGGCGGAUUCUAAACUCUAAUGUGCAUUGCAGUGUUCGAUUGAAAUUGAUGUCGUUGCGCUGCUUCCCAUUCCCAACUACAACACUUCCCAUCACUUUCUCUCUCUUCAAACGCCUCACUCCAUUUUCCUUCUCUUCUGCGAAACCAUCUUUCCUUACUCUCUCUAUCUCUUCCAUGUCAUACCGUCCCAACUAUCAAGGCGGCCGUCGUGGCGGCGGCGGAGGACGUAAUCGUGGCGGAGGAAGAGCGGGGCGUGGUGAUAGAGGUGGAGGUGGAGGCGGUGAGCAGCGCUGGUGGGACCCUGUUUGGCGAGCACAGCGCCUUGCUCAAAAAGCAGCUGAGUAUGAAGUGUUGGAUGAAAACGAGUGGUGGACCAAGUUGGAGGGGUUUCAGAAAGGAGGGGAGCAGGAAUUGGUUAUCAAGCGUCUUUUUAGGCGGGAAGAUCAAGAUGUUUUAGCAGAUAUGGCCAAACAGUUGGGGCUUUACUUCCAUGCAUAUAACAAAGGAAAGGCACUUGUUGCGAGUAAAGUUCCCUUACCAAAUUACCGGGCAGAUCUAGAUGAUCGUCAUGGAUCUUCACAGAAGGAGAUACUAAUGCCUACCGACAUCGAGAGACGGGUUAGUUCAUUGUUGGGUUCCUCUAAGGGUGAAAUUUCUACUGAGAAGUCUACUAGUGCUUCUCAGAGUUCAAGAAAUUCUUCAUCAGCAUCAAGCCUUGUGAAACCAAUCCUUUCAGAGAAUAAUGUUUCCAAGGAUAAAAUUAGUGCUGAUCUUAAACAGCAGGAGGAGAAGUUGAAGACUAGUGCAAGUGUACAAGCCAUGUGUGCGUUUAGAGAAAAGCUUCCUGCAUACAAUGUGAGAUCAGAAUUUCUAAAGGCUGUUGCUAAGAAUCAGGUCCUUCUUGUUUCAGGGGAGACUGGCUGUGGUAAAACAACCCAGCUCCCUCAGUUCAUUUUAGAAGAGGAGAUUUCAAGUCUCCGUGGUGCUGAUUGUAGCAUAGUAUGUACCCAACCACGUCGUAUAUCAGCUAUAUCUGUUGCAGCUCGAAUAUCAUCCGAAAGAGGAGCGAAUCUCGGGGAAACUGUUGGCUAUCAGAUUCGACUGGAGGCAAAACGUUCUACACAGACACGGCUACUAUUCUGCACAACAGGAGUUUUACUUAGACAAUUGGUUCAAGAUCCAAAUUUAACUGGUGUGAGCCAUCUCUUAGUGGAUGAAAUCCACGAGAGAGGAAUGUAUGAGGACUUUCUUCUAAUAAUAUUGAAGGAUCUUCUUCCUCGUCGUCCAGAUCUUAGACUUGUUCUUAUGAGUGCGACUAUAAAUGCUGAGUUGUUUUCCAAAUAUUUUGGAAAUGCGCCCAUCAUUCAUAUUCCGGGACUGACUUUUCCGGUCACGGAGCUCUUUCUAGAGGAUGUAUUGGAGAAAACAAGAUACACUAUCAAGCCAGAGUCUGAUAGUUUCCAGGGUAGUUCAAGACGUCGAGCUAGACAAGUGGAUUCUAAGAAAGAUCCUUUGACCGACUUAUUCGAGGAUGUUGAUGUCGAUUCACAAUACAAGAAAUACAGUGUUAAUACAAGAAAAUCUCUUGAAGCAUGGUGUGGCUCACAACUUGAUUUGAAUCUUGUUGAAUCAACAAUCGAGUAUAUAUGUCGGCAUGAGGGUGAAGGGGCAAUACUUAUAUUUCUCACCGGCUGGGAUGAAAUUUCUAAGCUUCUCGAUAACAUCAAGGCAAACAAUUAUCUUGGAGACGCAAAAAAGUUUCUUGUUCUUCCCUUGCAUGGUUCCAUGCCGACUGUCAAUCAACGUGAAAUAUUUGACAGGCCACCUGCAAAUACAAGAAAAAUUGUUCUAGCUACAAACAUUGCGGAGAGUAGUAUCACUAUUGAUGAUGUAGUUUAUGUAGUUGAUUGUGGAAAGGCAAAGGAGACCAGCUAUGAUGCUUUGAACAAGCUAGCUUGUCUAUUGCCAUCAUGGAUUUCAAAAGCCUCAGCCCAUCAGAGACGAGGUCGUGCUGGUCGAGUGCAACCUGGAGUUUGUUAUAGACUAUAUCCAAAACUGAUUUAUGAGGCAAUGCCUCAAUAUCAGUUACCAGAAAUUCUCCGGACACCCUUGCAAGAAUUAUGUCUAAACAUAAAAAGUUUGCAACUUGGAGCAGUUGGGUCAUUCUUAUCGAAAGCACUGCAGCCACCUGAUCCUCUCUCUGUUCAAAAUGCUGUUGAACUUUUGAAGACCAUUGGUGCAUUAGAUGACAAUGAAGAACUUACUCCUCUUGGUCGUCAUCUUUGCACUUUACCUUUGGAACCCAAUAUUGGGAAAAUGCUUCUCAUGGGGUCGAUCUUCCAAUGCCUAAAUCCAGCAUUGACAAUUGCUGCUGCACUUGCUUAUCGUAAUCCGUUUGUUUUGCCAAUCAACCGGAAGGAGGAAGCUGAUGAUGCAAAGAGGUCAUUCGCCGGUGAUUCUUGCAGUGACCAUAUAGCACUUCUAAAAGCAUUUGAGGGGUGGAAAGAAGCAAAAAGUAGUCGGACAGAGAGAUCAUAUUGUUGGGAGAACUUCUUGUCGCCUGUAACUUUGCAAAUGAUGGAUGAUAUGCGGAAACAAUUUGUGGAUUUACUCUCAGACAUAGGUUUUGUUGACAAGGCAAAAGGACCUAAUGCUUAUAACCAGUACAGCCAUGAUAUGGAGAUGGUCUGUGCCAUGCUUUGUGCUGGGCUUUACCCUAAUGUCGUUCAAUGUAAAAGAAGAGGAAAGCGGAUGGUAUUUUACACCAAAGAAGUUGGGCAAGUGGACAUUCAUCCUGCUUCUGUAAAUGCUGGGGUUCAUCUGUUCCCUCUGCCAUAUCUGGUUUAUAGUGAGAAGGUGAAGACAACUAGCAUAUUCGUUCGUGAUUCGACCAAUAUAUCCGAUUAUGCUCUUCUUCUGUUUGGUGGUAGUCUUAUUCCUAGUAAAUCUGGAGAAGGCAUUGAGAUGCUUGGAGGUUACCUUCAUUUCUCUGCGUCAAAAAGUGUGUUGGAAUUAAUAAAGAACUUGCGAACGGAACUCGAUAAACUUUUAAGCAGGAAGAUUAAAGAACCAAGCCUAGAUAUUACUGCCGAGGGCAAGGGUGUGGUUGCUGCUGUAGUCGAGUUGCUGCACAGUCAAAACUUAAGAUACUGAAUAUAUGAUAGGUUAUAUCUACAGAUUGAUCCUUUUAACCCAUUCAUGACCAAAUAGAAUUGAAAAGGUUCAUUAUUAUACACUUUUUUCUAAAUUUUUUUUAGCUACGUAAUUUUACUGGGCCCGAGGCAGAUGUUUGAUAAACAACUUAUGCUUUAAUAGCACGAAUUGUCAGAUUUUUAUGACAUAAUUAGCUGUUAUAUACAGUUUUUUGAUGUGAAUAAUACGCAGAUAUUUUAAGUGAGACUUGUAUGCUAGACACAAACUUUUGUUCC
This is a messenger RNA of Amaranthus tricolor (Joseph's coat), 4194 nucleotides long. Its product is annotated as DExH-box ATP-dependent RNA helicase DExH1. Gene Ontology annotation, molecular function: RNA binding; ATP binding. Bases 815 to 3919 code for a protein of 1034 amino acids. The transcript is spliced from 18 exons. Gene Ontology annotation, cellular component: nucleus; intracellular anatomical structure. The record is from RefSeq and is a predicted model, not a curated record. NCBI's taxonomy places the organism in Eukaryota, Viridiplantae, Streptophyta, Magnoliopsida, Caryophyllales, Amaranthaceae.